Messenger RNA from Anthostomella pinea, 270 nucleotides. The record is from the annotation of a GenBank genome assembly. Lineage: Eukaryota; Fungi; Ascomycota; Sordariomycetes; Xylariales; Xylariaceae.
AUGGACUUCAUGCCCGAGGUCACGCUGAAUGACGCCAGCGACUCUAUACAAGAGGGACACCGGGCAAAAGACUUCCAGUGGUCGCCUUCGGCUACGCAGAAAGCCAAGUUGCGAUACAGACAGGCCCUCGCUCUGCGCCUGCAGAGAAAGAGCGAAUCCGCUGGAAGAGCGUUGGCGCUGGUGGACGAGGCUUUGGAGUUGUUGCCUGGAGAUAGGGGUAUUACAAGGGAGAGACAGACCAUUCUGAUGUGGCUGAGCCAGUUAUCUUGA